AUGGAGCUGGUCUCUCUCCCUGUCCUUUGCGCAUACUGGUCCUCCAAGGAUCGCCUUUCUGAGCAGUCCAUCCGUGAGGUCGAUUGGUCAUCUCUUUCAUGCGCCAUGAAGGCCCUCCCAGCCAAUCUCCAACGCUGGACACCUAAGCAUAUCUCCGGUAUGACAGGGGUGGGAAAUUUUUUGGCCAUUUGGAACUGUUCGGCAAAGAGCUCUUGCCCCAGAUGCUCCUCCUGCCCUGUGGAAGAUCACCUCCAUGUCCCACGCUGUUCUGCUCCCACUGCAGCUGCAGAAUGUUCAAAACGCCAUCUGGCCUUCCGGAGCUGGAUGCAGACUCAGCAGACCGCCCCUGAGAUCAAAGCCUUCCUCUUUGAAUACCUGGAAACAGUCCGUCAGCCUUCCUUGGGAGUCCCCACGGUCCGAGCCUGGUCUUGCCAGCCUCAUCUCUUCCAAAGUGCAAUCUCCUCCUAA
Cylindrotheca closterium is the source of this 468-nucleotide messenger RNA. The record is from the annotation of a GenBank genome assembly. Lineage: Eukaryota; Bacillariophyta; Bacillariophyceae; Bacillariales; Bacillariaceae.